AUGUCAAGAUUUCGCGCCAGCACCAUGGAAUCUGACAACCUGAGACGCUUGGAGCAUGCACUGGUCAAGUUCCGCUCGUACAAGCGGAACAACACUUUCAAAACGAACAUCCUGCGUCUAUCGCUCCUUCCCUUUCUCAGAAGCACCAGUGCGCCCUGGUCGGCCCACCGUCUCGACGCGGUGGACAAAGCGUCCAGAACCGAGUUCCUGGAGCUCGCCGUCGUGCUUCUGAGCUGGUGGAAGGAGCUUCUGACAGCAGUCAAGGAGCUACAUCAGAUGACGUCUAUCGACAGAAACUGCUAUUUAGAGGCGAUUUCCAGAAUCGUCGGGCGCCAGGAGUGGCUGGAGAUCUCCAAAGAACCCAACUCUGAAAUUUACAAACAGCACAACACACAGCUACUUGAGACGUUCGAGUUCUGCAUAGCAAGGCUCGAUGUCAAGAAUAUCAACCUGCCCAUCAACGCUUUUGUCGGCAAGAUCUUUGCCCACGCCUUUGUGAAGCUGCCUGACCUUUCCCGCGGCAUCCUGUUCCUGCUCAACUCCAGGGUUAAAAAUUUCAAGGAGUACUACGACCUGGUGAUUCGAGAAAAAUCGCCUCACCAGUGUGUUCCGGGCCGCGAUAAAAAUUACUUCAAGGAGGUGAUAAAUGCCACUCUGGCAUAUUUCCCGCAACACCUGCAUCCGCUUAUCAAGUCUGCCGAGCAACCCCGUCAAACCAGGUACAAGCUGGAAAACAAGGUUCUCAACUCGAUAACGCCGCCAUCCGCAAAAAUCACAGGAAUCAGCGACCCGCGCGGGCUUUGGUGCACCAGAUGGUCGUCCCUCGAGAACGUCGACUUGUUCUGCUCGUUUUUCCGCCACUAUCUCACACUUGUCUCAUUCUACGUGCAGCAGACUAAUUCGCUCUCCGCUCAGCAGGUUUACGCCCUUCCAGGCUUCGCAUAUCUGAUCACUCACAUUUUCGAAAUUGUCGAUUACCAGAUCUUCCAAGCCGCACAGCGCACAGGCAAUCAGCCCACAGAGUCGCAGGUCGACAAGUUGCUGAAGCUGCUGCGCGACUUCCUCGCCAACGCACGCCACGAGUUCGAGCCUAGUCUCAGGAACGGUGUUCUAGAGUGCUUCGAUACCGUAUUCAAGCUUGUUUUCUACAAGACGACCAUUUUCCAAACAGAGAGAAUAGACCUCUGUUUCGACAUAUGGGUCCGCUUCGUGAGAAGCAUAGACGAGACAAACUCGUAUGCCGUCCAGGACCUAGAUUGGAAGUUCUGGACCGAUACAAUUUUCAAGAUGCUCAACUCGGAGUUCAUCAACGGUGAACUCAAGGCGCUCUCUGUUUUGUAUCAGAUAUGGGACUAUCUUCCAUCUAGCAAGCCACCGCAGGCGGAUUGGGUGUCAGAUCCUAGCGAUACACUGAAAUACAACAUCAUCUUGUGUCUCACAGGUUCGGAGAACUGGUCCAAGUUCUUUGGUCACUACCUGCCCUUGGUGAGAUGCUACUACAUCACUUUGAUGGUGUGGAAAGUUUUGGGUUUGGCGUCCUUACAUCUGAGUGCCGAGGGCAGCUUUGCCGAUGUAAUGACAGGAAAGAAAGUCCAGGCGAUCAUACAGACGCGUCUGGAUCAGAGUUACAGUUGCUCAGAAAAGCUUCCAGUGGUUCCUACUGACCCGCUUCUGAACAAGAAACUGGCUAUUGUGAGCGCAGGACUUAGAGACGAUCCGUCAAAAAGAGACGUUGUCAGGUCGCAUCCUUACGAAAUCCUGGAUGAUGCAGUUUACACGUGUGCCAAUCUGUCCAUGGACAACUCGACGACGAGCCUUUCUUCUUCUACUUCGUAUGCUUCGACAACGUCCAUGACGAGCAAAAGGUCGAAGCUAGCAAGUCACUGGGUCUCGAAGUUUUUCAAGAAGAAGGACAGCGACGAGGACUCGAAACAGUCGGAGUCCCCGAAAAUUCCUCCGCCAACGGCUGCGUCAGGGCAGUCGGCCUUUUCUUCUCAAAGCUCUCUCCUUCCUCCUUCGACGUCUUCGUUGACGCUAUCUUCGAAGUCCUCUUCGCCAAGCAUUCUUUCUUCCGCUACCACGUACAGUUCGCCUCAGUCACCACUGUCCUCAGUGGAGUUCAUUGACACCAGCAGCGAGCCGGACAACAGGCAGAAGCUUCCCGUUGAGCUGUUAAUGAGACCCCCUGAGCUGGGCAAACCAAUCUACAAGUUCCAGCUGGUGGUCAACGAAAAUAAAAUUCACAAUUCUCUCAAACAGUUGCAAAACUUUAAUGUCACAAAGUUCAACAAAGAGGCGUCGCGGUGUUACAACACAAGACCUAAACUUCCGGGGCUUGGAUUGGAUGUCGCUGGUGGAAGUAUCUGCAGUGAUGACGAUAUGGACAUGGAUUCUCAGGACUCUAGAAGUUUGGAUUUCCAGUUCAGGUCCACCAUGCCUGUGGACACGGCAGAGCUCGCUCUGCAACCGCUUCCUUUCAAGGCAACCUACACGAACGCUAUUUAUGAGUAUAACAACAUUGCUCACGAGUUUGAGCAGUUUGUCAGGCAAAGACUCAACGCUGCGUCCGGAACAAGUACUCCAACAGAUGCUGCACUCUAUUUAUUCAGCGACAGUCUUGCUGUCUCCAUUCCGGUGCUGCUUUCAGAGGCUCCCGAAAAGCCCAACGCGUACUGA
Messenger RNA from Ogataea haglerorum, 2676 nucleotides. RefSeq lists its product as uncharacterized. The transcript has a single exon. NCBI's taxonomy places the organism in Eukaryota, Fungi, Ascomycota, Pichiomycetes, Pichiales, Pichiaceae. The record is from RefSeq and is a predicted model, not a curated record. Bases 1 to 2676 code for a protein of 891 amino acids.